Molecule: messenger RNA, 2534 nt
Organism: Zalophus californianus (California sea lion)
Lineage: Eukaryota; Metazoa; Chordata; Mammalia; Carnivora; Otariidae
Gene: PFN4
Product: profilin family member 4
Exons: 5
Coding region: 102-491 (129 amino acids)
Cellular component (GO): cell cortex
Molecular function (GO): actin monomer binding
Source: RefSeq, a predicted model, not a curated record
GCCCUCCGUUGGCCCAGCGAAGCGCUCCUUCCCGGACUGUCCUGUGCCUUGUGCUCUCGCCUGGGCCAUCGCCCUCCCCCAAGCCCUCUAGCUGAGGGAGCAUGAGCCAUUUGCAGAACUUACUGUUAGAUACCCUCCUGGGAACAAAGCAUGUGGACAGUGCAGCCCUCAUCAAACUCCAAGAACGAAGCUUGUGUGUAGCAUCACCAGGAUUUAGUAUAAUGCCUGGUGAUGUCCGAACACUUGUGAAUGGAUUCGCCAAGAACCCUUUGCAAACCAGAAGAGAAGGAUUGUAUUUCAAGGAAAAGGACUACAAAUGUAUCCGGGCAGAUGACUAUUCUCUUUAUGCUAAGAAUGAAAACACUGGUGUGGUUGUUGUGAAGACCCAUCUGUAUCUUCUGGUGGCAACUUACACUGAAGGCAUGUAUCCUAGUGUUUGUGUGGAAGCCACAGAGAAGCUGGGAGAAUAUCUAAGAGGAAAAGGAAAUUAAGUCAUCAGAGGACUAUGAAAGACAGCUUUUAUUAUUUUAGGAAAUAGAUCCUAAAGAAAAAGUCAUGCCUUAUUUUGUGGUUGAAAACACUAGGAAGAUGAUACUAAAAAGGAAGAAUGAGUUAAGGGAGCAAUUUUUCUUAUUUCAGGAGAUCCUCUUCUUUAAUUGGAAUUCUUUGAUGAGCUUUGCUUGGUUUUUUUAAAUGUUGGUCAUUGACAUGAGUGUGACCAACCUGAUCACUGCCCAGGGCAUAUCUGUUCAGAGACUCUUCCAUGAGUGUCUUGCACUCCCAUGCAUCUUGCUGGGUAUGCCAAGAAUGCAAGGGUCUAACAACUCUUCAUCCAGACCAUUUCCCAGGGUGAUUUUGCAGAAAGCAACCUUGAACAACGUAGUAAUGCCUCCCUUCAGAACAAAGAACAAACUCUCUUACUGCUUGCUAUAAAAGAGGUAAGUUCCCUGAACUCAGAGCUGUAAUGCAGCUCACUACAUGUGUGACAUCCCUCUGGUCCACAUCACCUCUGUAGGACUUGGGGAGAAGGGCAACACAAAGGCCACACUUGGGGCCACUAGUCAAGGUAUUUAAUGGACAUUCCACACUCCCCACCAUCUGCAGACAUCUGAUUUGUUGAACAUUGGGAAGACCUUUCAAAAGUCAACUCAAAAGAAUUUUUUAAGAAUCAACUCAAAAAGAUUUUUUACUUUAUCUCCUUGACUUCCUCCUAGUCCACACAACUUAGUAUGGUUAAUGAAUGCAACCUUCUCCAGAAAAGGUCAUCUCCUCUUGGUCACCUCCUGGGUGAUGAUCAGGACAAUAAGGGUGGGGAGCUAUAGAACCUAUUUUGAAAAUUCAGGAUUCCACCCUAAUCAUUUCUGGGCAUGAUACAUCUUUCUUUCCCUUAGCGGCAACUCCAGGCCAACCUGGUUGGUACACUCUCAGGUGUCCCUGAGAAGGGAACACUUUACACCACUGUCAUCAAGUCUUAGACCUCUUGCAGUUCUUGGCAUUAUCAAGCAGCAAGGUAUAAUUUUCUGGAUUCCAAAAACAUGCUAUCUGGGGCUUUCCAUGUAGAUCUGCCUAUAGAUUUUGACGUCAGUCCUCAUGCAAAUGGUUUCUCCUUGUAAAUCAGCACAUUGACAUCUAGACUUUAUAACUUAGUCAUGUGGAUUAUAUACUCACUCUCCACAUGCUGUCACGCUGGUGUUUUGAGCCUCUAAGGCAGAAGGUCUGACUCUAAAGUAAUCUCUAAAGUGCUAAAGGCCAUCAUGAAGCCUCUUACCUGCUCACCAGCUGGUCAGCCAGCCUUUCCUGGACACAUACCCACUGCACUGCUGGGAGCCUCAUGGGGCCCUUUUUGUAAACCUCCUCAAGGCAAAUGCCCCACUGUCUGGAGCCCUCCUAUGCACAUCUGUCCAGUUACUUCCUAUAAUUCUCAUCACAAAGUUCCAACUAUAUCCAGCUAUUCAGAGAGACCCACAAAAGUGACCCUUUGGUGGUAGCCACAGAAUUCCUGCGGAGGUGCCCAGGGACCAGAUGAUCUUCUGAAACAUCAGGGGUCUCCAAGUGAGGGAGAUCUGUGUCCUGGUGGUCCACAAAGACUUUAGAUGGGGCACACAGGCGCGAAUGGAUUGAAGUGAUUGAUUUUUCCCCAGACCUUCAAUUUCCAUAUGUACUUGCCUAAAGCUGCUGAGACUGAGGAGUCCUGUCAGCUUUGCUUCCCACCUCCCCUCCCCAAGCUCCCUUCCCCCAGGAUACAAAAGAAAGGUGUACUCUCAUCCAGCCCCAAUCUUACUGCUGAUGCUUGGCUUGGAGUGCAAAACCUGCAGUGUGUGAGGGAAAGGAAAACUCUAAAUAUUUUUUAAUGUUUUAAAAUCCAUCCUCUGUUGUCAAAAAUUACAUCAUAUGUGAAGGAGAGAUCCAUGAGAAUAAAGUAAAAAGAGCAUUAGUGAGAAAUAGUGAAAAUCUUUAUAUCAUUUGUCUUGGAGAGGAAGGUUCUAUGUCUUAUCUAUCUAUAUUUCUUAAAAUUCAGAAGCAAGAUGAUUGUC